GGUCCUCGCUACUUGAUGGCCCGGGGAGUUACGGAAGUGCCCCACUUGGUCUUUGUGCGCGGAGCUCUCAGAUGAAGACGUCGCGGGCUCCGUGAAGCGACGAGGCGAUCAGCUGCUCGCUGCUUUGCUGCUGCUGCUGCUGCUGCUGCCCGCACGCCCUGCCCUGCCUGCCCUGCCUGCCCUGCUGCUGCUGCUGCUGCAACGGCGGGAGGCGUACUGUGAUGGCAGCUUCCUUGCAGGGGGAAGAGUCUCGCCUCGCGUCCGCUCCCCUCGCCAUGCUCGCCGCGACCUGCAACAAAAUCGGCAACACGCGCUCCGUGUCCCCGCUGGGCGAGACGCACUUCGGCGGCAAGGGCGGAUUCUACCCCUGGAAGAAGCCCAGCGCCUCCAACGGAGGCGGCUAUGGAUCGGCCACGCGGACCGGGCGAACAUCAGCAACAGCAGCAGCAACAGCAGCAGCAGCAACAUCAGCAGCAACAGCAGCAACAGCAGCAGCAACAGCAACAUCCAGCCUCGGUAGCAUCAGCAACAACAACAGCAGCGGCGGCUCUAGCGCGUUCAGCGCCGCGUCUUGCACCACGGCCUCGUUCGGCGGCGACUACUCUGCGUACCACGGCGGCGGCGGCGUCUCGUCGCCCGAGCCCACGCACUCCGCCUUCGUCUCCAAGGUGCACUCGUCCGUGGAGGGGCUGCAGGGCAUGUACUCUCGCGUGGGCAUGCCGCCCCCUCCUCACCACCACCACCACCACCACAACCCCUACGAGUCGUGGUUCAAGGCGGCGGGCGCAGGCCACGGCGACGCGACGGCCGGCGGCGCCUCCGCGGCCGCCGCCGCCGCGUGGUGGGACGUGCACGGCACGGGCUGGCUCGACGUGCAGGCCGGCGCCGCGGGUGGCCUGCAGGCCCCGCUGCAGCCCUCCUUCCACUCGCAGCUAGGCGGCUACAACUCGGACUACGCCGCCAGCCUGGGCCACACGGCGGCGGCGGCGGCCUUCGGCGGCGCGUCGCCCCACCUGCUGCCCUCGGCCGCCCAGCACCUGCUGGCGCAGAACGGCAUGCUGCCCACCUACGCCGAGUCCACCGCGACGGGGGGCGGCGGCGGCGGCGGCGGCGGCGGCGGCGGGGCGCUGUCGGCCGGCCCCGCCAUCGCGGGCGCCCCGGGCCUGGGCCCAGCGCCGACACCGCGCGGCUCCAGCCGGCGGUUCCCGGGGCGCGCCACCUGCGACUGCCCCAACUGCCAGGAGGCGGAGCGGCUGGGGCCGGCGGGCGCCAGCCUGCGGCGGAAGGGCCUCCACAACUGCCACAUCCCGGGCUGCGGCAAGGUGUACGGCAAGUCGUCGCACCUCAAGGCGCACCUGCGCUGGCACACGGGCGAGCGGCCCUUCGUGUGCAACUGGCUGUUCUGCGGCAAGCGCUUCACGCGCUCGGACGAGCUGCAGCGGCACCUGCGCACGCACACGGGCGAGAAGCGCUUCGCGUGCCCCGUGUGCAACAAGAGGUUCAUGCGCAGCGACCACCUGAACAAGCACGCCAAGACGCACAGCGGCGGCAAGACGGGCAGCGAGAGCGACCCCGAGACGAGCAACCCCGAGUCGCCGUCGCACCCCCACUCGCCCGACGCGGGCGGGGAGUCGGCGGGCUCCAUGCAGGAGUCGGGCGGCAUGAUGGUGGUGGGCGGUCAGGACCAGCGGCUGGCUUGAGCUUCGGCGGGUUGGGAUGAGGCCGUUGGGAUGGGAUUGUUAUCAAGACGACGACGGCGACGCCGGCGGUGAUUCUAAUCAUCGUGAAUUAUCGCGCGGCGACUUCGUUUUUGGGCCAGAGAUGUCUUCACGUGGUGCUGGCGAUGGGGGCUGUUGGUGGCGGUACGUUGGGGCCGGCGCGUCUCUCCGUCACUGAAGGGCCGGGGAUGCGUAGAAGAGGCGUUUUUUUUGGUUUUCACGUAAAAAUGUUCUCGUGAAGUUUUGGGUACAAGCCGUGAGCAUCACCUCCCCCCCCACUCCCCCCGCGGCUUCUUUCACCUUCGUACGGAGCGAGCCGAGUGGGGAGUAAGACUUUGUGUGUGGAGAGGAGACUUAAGUGCACCGAUGGUGGACAGCCAAACAACACUCAAGCCUCCCGCCGCUUUUAGUCGGGGUCUUCUCACCCCGAUGUCUGAGCCUGACCCGGACUCUAACCUCAACGCCAAACCCCCUCGUCGUCGCACCUCGCUCCGUCUACCCUUCGUGACCCCCUCGAUCGAUCGAACGCGUCUACGGAUGCUCAACAACAGCAGCAGCAGCAGCCGCAGCAACAACAUCAUCAUCAAGAACAACAACAACAACAAACAAUCCCUAACUGUUGCCCGCUCACGUCAAUAUUCAACGUGGGCCGAUGUCAGCGUUAAUAAAUAAACAAAACACGUUAAAGGUGCAGCCCCGCAAGUGCUUGCUCGCGCCCCUGCUGCCGGACAGAACGGCGGUCCUCCGCUCGAGGGAAGUUCCGGGAGCGUGGAGGUCUUACAGCGGGCAUUGCUUGGCCUACUCUUCCACGCUCGCCAGAGGGACGUCUUGGAAGACGCCCCGGGCUCGGGAGGGAAGAGAGGGGAGGCGAGACUGAAGCUGUCCGUCAAAGAUGUUUGACUCUUGUCUGGACCGUGUUAUCAGUGCUGUGCCCGUUGAGGUCUUAUCACCAUCGGUUCCGCACCAGGUGAGAUGUUGUCAUAAUUAUUCUUAUUAUAAUUAAUAAUAUGGAAAGAGAGCGAGAGAGAGAGGAAAAAUAAAUAUCUAUUAGUAAAAAAAAAUGAGAUUACAGAUUCGUGAAUAAAGCUUUUGGCAAUCAUAUAUAGAGUUAUAACGUGGAUUUGGAUAUAGUUGACUAUAACACGUGCACGCGUGCGUGCGUGUGUGUGUAUAUACUCGUCUGUUCACUGUUUGCGAGAAAAGGAAUCAUUGCCUUGAUGACUUUGAGCAUUUAGCGCGCUCGCAAUUUGUACAUGGUUUGUAAAAAAAAUUACGAUGGUGAUGAUGAUGAUUUAAUGAUGUUGAUAACUGAUGAUGAUGAUGUUGAUAAUAAUAUGAAUUUAAUAAUAAGGGCGACAUGUUAGACUUAUAAUAAUAGGGGAGGGGGGGUUCCCUACCGUUGUGUUUUAACUUAAGUGUGGUGUGAAGACACGUGUAAGAAUUCGAUGAAAUGGAAUUGAUAAGAAUUAUGGAAAAAAAAACCCCGCUCGUUGAAAAAAAUUAAAAUGCAAAUGCGCGCUAAACUACA
Lethenteron reissneri (Far Eastern brook lamprey) is the source of this 3246-nucleotide messenger RNA. RefSeq names its product transcription factor Sp9-like. Gene Ontology annotation, biological process: regulation of transcription by RNA polymerase II. Gene Ontology annotation, molecular function: RNA polymerase II cis-regulatory region sequence-specific DNA binding; DNA-binding transcription factor activity, RNA polymerase II-specific. NCBI's taxonomy places the organism in Eukaryota, Metazoa, Chordata, Hyperoartia, Petromyzontiformes, Petromyzontidae. The record is from RefSeq and is a predicted model, not a curated record.